GUCAACAGCGGUAGAUGGUCUGGCUAUAGGGUUCUCUUGAUACUGCUACUUCAGGCACAAUGGAUAAUGAUGCAAUCCUUUAUGAGAUGUACAAUGACACUUACAAUGACAAUUACACUUACGAUGAAGACGUCACACUUGAGAAUGUCGUUUUCAAACCCAAUUCAACGUGUUUCAAGGAAGUCUCAUGUGUCGCUUUGCUGGUGGUCAAUGUGUUGAUUCUUCUGCUGGGGCUCUCUGGGAAUGGGAUUGUCAUCUGGAUCGCUGGCUUUAAGAUGAAGAAGACCAUCAACACCACCUGGUACCUGAGCCUUGCGAUCUCUGACUUUAUAUUCUGUGCUUGUCUUCCGUUUAACAUUACACACAUGGCAACAAGCAACUGGAUCUUUGGGCUCUUCAUGUGCAAGUUCACCUCCUUUGCUAUGUUCCUCAACAUGUUCAGCAGCAUCUUCCUCCUGGUCAUUAUCAGCGCAGACCGAUGCGUGUCAGUCAUGUGUCCGGUUUGGGCACAGAACCACCGCACCAUUCAAAAGGCCUCUCUGGUGGUCACCUUAGCCUGGGUUGUCUCUAUUGCCCUAAGUAUUCCCUCUGUGGUUUUCAGAGAUGUUGUCAGCCAUCUUGGAAAGUCUGUUUGUUUCAACAACUACACAUCACACCAAUACAGCCAUGAGAUGAUUGCUGUGAGCCGUCUUGUCGGAGGGUUUAUCAUCCCAUUCUUCAUUAUAUUCAUCUGCUACUCAAUCAUCAUCCUGAGACUAAGAACCAAUAACAUGACCAAGUCAUCAAAACCCUUCAAAGUCAUGACUGCCCUCAUUGUCACAUUCUUCAUCUGCUGGCUGCCUUACCAUGUCUUUGUCCUGCUCGAGCUGAACCACCAAAAUUACGAUUCGGAAGUAAUAAGACUUGGUUUUAAGGUAAGCACAACGGUGGCUACAGCAAACAGUUUCCUAAACCCAAUAUUGUACAUUUUCAUGGGCAACGAUUUCAAGCGGUCUUUCAAGAAUUCUGUGUUCUCCAAGAUGGAAAAUGCACUGGGAGAGGAGGGCCGCACCAUGAGCCGAUACCUCUCCAGGUCCAGCUCCGUGGACGGCAGAGCUUCUACACACAUCUAGAAGUCUCAAACUAUACGUAGAGUCAACUCUGUAAAUACACACAUAUUCUCAUGUUAAUGUUAAUGUGUUCCUUUGUAUACCUAUAGAAAUGUGCCACACCAUUAAUACCACCAUUAAUGUGUUGAAGAGUGUAAAUGUAAAAAGGGUUCUCUGUUCAUAUUUAGCUCAUACUGUUGCAGUAUGACUCAUUUCUCAGAGUGAAUGUGUUGUGGUUUCCCGUUGACAGUGUGGCUUUAAUAAUGAAUAAGUGACCAGGCUUGCUUGGUCUUGCAAAGAGGCUAGAAUCUAAUGCCUCACUAAACCUGCAUGUUUUGUUUAACAUAAUUUUAAGGUAAAUAAAAAUGAUUGUUUCUGAAAUAACUGUUGUAGAAAGGAUUACAGACAUAUUGCAGGGUGACGCAAAUAGAGAAAUAAAUUGUAAGGAAUAUAGUUGAUAAGACUUCUAGGCAUCUAAAGUGUGGACUGUGUUUGAAUUUAUGAUUCUUUUUUUAAGUCAAAGUGUCACUGAAUUUUGACUUUAAUUCUGUCUUUUCUAUUAUUUCUGUUAGCAAGCAAUGGCUGUUUUAUGUAACACAAUAACUUUUCAGGCAACAACUUUAAACACUGGCAUUAGCCUUAGCAAGUUAGCAUUUCCUAGCUUGAAUAGUCACAACAAUAGCCAUUCUUUAUGCUAGGAAGUAAAGUGCUAUUUAAUAUAUCACCUCUGUAAACUGGGGUCACAAGGUGCUACACAUGUCUGUCAACAGGAUGAAAAUAAAAUGACACACACAAAACAAAAGAGCGGUAUAUAAGAAAAAACGUAAAAAUAGCACCAAAUUUAAUAAACAGCAAGAAAACAAAAGGGUUCAGGGGUCUUAUUUAAACGUGCGCCCC
Molecule: messenger RNA, 1985 nt
Organism: Lampris incognitus (smalleye Pacific opah)
Lineage: Eukaryota; Metazoa; Chordata; Actinopteri; Lampriformes; Lampridae
Gene: cmklr1
Product: chemokine-like receptor 1
Exons: 2
Coding region: 60-1112 (350 amino acids)
Biological process (GO): positive regulation of macrophage chemotaxis; inflammatory response; chemotaxis
Cellular component (GO): plasma membrane
Molecular function (GO): G protein-coupled receptor activity; complement receptor activity
Source: RefSeq, a predicted model, not a curated record